Messenger RNA from Terrapene triunguis (Three-toed box turtle), 4090 nucleotides. It is a transcript of the gene SPRY3, whose product is annotated as sprouty RTK signaling antagonist 3. The transcript is spliced from 2 exons. The record is from RefSeq and is a predicted model, not a curated record. Gene Ontology annotation, biological process: negative regulation of fibroblast growth factor receptor signaling pathway; animal organ development; negative regulation of Ras protein signal transduction. Gene Ontology annotation, cellular component: membrane; cytosol. The coding region runs from base 698 to 1570 and encodes 290 amino acids. NCBI's taxonomy places the organism in Eukaryota, Metazoa, Chordata, Testudines, Emydidae.
CCAGGGAGCGGAUACACGGAGCCCUAUGGGGAGUUCUAAUGGGCCGAUUCAAUUUCAGCUGGAUGACGCCACUUAGCCAAGGCAUUAAGAGCUCCAGCUCCGGGAAGGCGAACGACAGAGGGAGCGAACAGGGGGUCGGAGGGAGCAAGCUUGUACCAAGGAGCAGCAAACCCCUCCCCUCUCACCCAUUCACAAGACGAGAGCGGCGGAGAGCUGCAUUCACAAAUCGCCAGCCGGCAGCCCCAGCUCCCCCCGGCCCAGAGUCACCCCCACCGCCAGCACCUACCUGACUAGCCCCCGCAGCACCUCGCCUUGCCCAGCUCACGCUGGCUCCCUGCACCGCCCAGCAGGCUGCAGUGAGAGGACUGGCCGGAUCUGGGCAGGGAACCUGGGCGUCCGGGCUGCUCGCUGUAGAGCGGGAUCUCGCUAGCCCUUAGCCGCGCACACAUAGACCCCGAGCUCGGGGAGAGGCAGCAGGAGCGGGUCUUGCCCUGGCUCUGAGGAGGAACAAGAAGUUUUCAUUCAGACUUUCUCCAGCGAGAGGCGGCCCGGGAGCGUGCGGGGCUCUGGCCCCAGCUGGGAAGGUGCAGUUAGCAGCAUGGACCUGCACUGGCCUCGAGGAUUUUCCGAUGUGCCCUGAUGCCGCAAGCCCUUGUUGCGCUCAUCCAGCGUGGCUGAACUCAACAGUGACGAGACAAUGGAUCUGCCUGCUGAGGACUUCCAACAAGUCCUCUCCAUUGACCAGAUCUGCUCCAUCCGUGCCAGCAAUGACUAUGUGGAGAGGCCCGCCAUCUCCUUCAAGCAAGCUCGGUCCAACCCAUCCCUCUCACAGCAGGCCCACAAGCAAGAGUGGUCUCAGGACUGCCUGGUGUCUUCCACCUUCCAGGACCUGCACCGGAGCCACAGUCACCACCACCAGAUGUCGGCCUUGCAGCAGCACCUGAGUCAUUCCAGCACUGCCAGCUCUGUGUCUCACAGCACCACCACCUCGGACCAGCGGCUGCUGAGCGGGGUCACGCCCUCACAUUCUGGUCACUCCCUCAUCCGGACGCAGCCCAGAGUGGGCGACCUGAAGCCCGAGGAACCACUGAAAGGUGUGGUGGAGAAGGCCACUCUCCACUCUGGACACCUCUUCAUCUGCGAGGAGUGUGGGCGUUGUAAGUGCGCCCGCUGCACAGCUGCUCGCAGCUUGCCCUCCUGCUGGGUCUGCAACCAGCGCUGCCUCUGCUCCCCAGAGAGUCUCAUCGACUAUGGGACUUGCCUGUGCUGUGUCAAGGGUCUCUUCUACCACUGCUCCACUGACGAUGAGGACACCUGUGCCGAUGACCCCUGCUCCUGCGGCUCGGGGUCCUGCUGUGCCCGCUGGGCUGCAAUGAGCUUCCUCUCUCUCCUCAUGCCCUGCCUCUGCUGCUACUUCCCUACGCUGGGGUGCCUCAAACUUUGCCAGCAGGGCUACGACAGUCUGAAACGUCCUGGCUGCCGCUGCCAGAACCACACCAACACAGUCUGCAGGAAGAUCUCCUCCUCCAGUGGCACGCCUUUCCCUAAGACUCUGGAUAAGCCGGUAUGACCUUCCCAGGGAGCGGAAUUGGCUAUUCUUCUCCUUCACCUCCCUCCGCUGCAUACCCCCUUUGGGCACAAAGCAAACAGAUGAACAAUCCGCCAGCCACCAAGCCUCACAAAGGGAGUGUGAAGCAUGUUCUUGAGACAAAGGAAUUGUACUUCUGUGCCCAAGCCAAACGUGACGGGGUUUGCACAUUUUGGCAAAGGACUAGGACAGAGGGAAUCAGAUGCUGACAAUGCACUAGUGGUCAACAGGGGGCUUUCAACAUGGGAACUGGCUCAGGAUUCUGUGACCUCAGAAUGCCUUAGGAGCUGUUUUUCUGUAAUGGGUUUCAAAAGGGUGACAUGUCCAAGCACUAAAAUCCUCUGGGGACCAGACCACAGAACCCACGUCUCUUUCGUCCAUUUUCUCUCUGCAGCUUUCCUAAGUGGCACCUCCCACAGGCUUUUCCUCAGUUUUCUUUGCUGUUGUGCUAUAGGCCAGUCCCUGCAAAGGGAGAUGAGCCACUGCAGUGUACCAACCAAUGGCAACACCUUACUCCCCUCCCCUUAGCAGAUCAAGAGAUAAAGCUCUCGAUAAUUUCAAGGUAAAAAGGAAAAUAAGUGAGCCCAAAUAUCCAGUUUUUAGGGGCUCACUGGUCAGUGGAAAUAGGACAUGGAUAGAUUAAGGAUCAUGCUGGCAUGGAAAGGGUGAUGUGGACAGAAAGGAGUCCCACUCCCACUUUCGUACAUCAGUGGGUCUUCAGCAAGGGGAAUUCACUGUAGUAAUUGGUAUUUCAAAGUAGAUUUGGCUAAGAGCAUGAAGCAGGUUAAAUCCCAGGCUGAGGGGCAGGGGGACUGGAUACCCUGAGGGAGUGAUAAAGGUCUGCUUGCAGAGCCUUACCACUUGUAAGGUGUCACUGUGACUCUAGCCCAGGUUGGUGAUGACUGACAGGUGACACCAUCUGUUUAGUGGUUAGUUGGUGGUUUCAGUCCAUCCAUUGGUGGUAAGCCUCUACCACAAGUGAUACUCCUGUUGGCAGGCUGUGUAGAGGCCAAGAACUGGGUGGGCCAUGGAACCUGGCCUUCCUUCUUACCUCUGGAUGUCAGAGAGUGGUAUAUGAGUAGGGCAAUGUGUAGGAAGCUUGCCCUUCUGCCCUGACCAGUAGAUCAACAGAGUCCUUCAGUCUCUGGGGCUGCCAAUCUGGUACCUUUCACCAGCACUGAAUUCACUUUAAUAAAAGAAAAGGAAAGCUGAACCUUAAAAACAAUUAAGAACCCCAACUUCUCUCCUUGUGCUGAUGCUGUAAAAAUGAUCAUGUCCUUCCCUGGGCCUGAAAAUGGUGCUUAGCUGAGGCUCCAGCUUUGGGCUGGUGGGGAAAGGGAGAUCUGUGUGUUAGAAAGCAGAACGGGAUGGGUAAUGCAUGAAGCCAGCCUUCCCUUCCCAGCUAAAGCGCCUCAGCGUCCUCACUCAUCUCCACAUGUUAGAGAGAAAGCUACACAAAAGCGGAUUGGCUGCGCAGCUAUGCAUCCUAUAGGCAAGCCUGAUGUUGACACAGGUGUUCUGAGACAGGAGACACCUUCUGCAAACUAGAGAUGGGUCUGAACCAAAUCCAGAGGUCUGGAAAUCUUCAGACUAUGGGGAGGUUUGGAUCUGGGUGAUGGUUCAUGGUCAACACCUAUAAUAAGCCAAACCAAACCCCUGUAUCUGAACGUUCCUGGUCCUUGAGGAAGUUCAGAUCCAGAUUUUAAUCUGAAAUUUCCGUCUCACUCAUCUCUGCUGUAAAAACAUGGUGCCAAACUCUCAGUUACAACCCCAAUGACUUCAGAAACUUGGCCUGUGGAAUGAAAGCCAGAUUGACCCUUCAGUGCUAUAUCCCACCAUCACAUCCGUCCUCGGAGGCACGUGUGUGUGGGUGUCUGAAGAGAAGAAGGCAUAAUAAUCUUCCUGUUCCAUUGGAGUAAAGGUUCAGGAGGGCUACAGGAUGUGCGAGAGCUGGAGAAAUACAUGCAACGAAUCCCUCAACUGUCCCAAAACUUCCUCCAAGGCACUCCAACGUUUAGGGCACAGACGUUGCACACACCUAUCCACUGAUGACUCCUCUUCGUUUAGAAUUACUUUGAUAUAUUUUUGUAUAUAUAAGUAUAAUGUUACGAUGGCUAGGACUAUUAUAAUAAUAUUCGUGAUAUUGCUGUGAAUGGUGCCAUAUGCAAGGUUUGGCUUCCUGGUACAUUUACAAACUCCAAAGGAAUAUCUCAACUCUGUUAUGCUAAUCCUAGAUCUUGGUUUAUAGGUAAUCUGGGGUAUUUUAUAGGCUCUCCUAACAGGGCUCUGUACUGAGUGGGCUGGUGAAUGGGAAGGGUAGGUAUAGAAGACAGGAGAAGUCAGGAGUUCUAUCCCUAGAUGAAAGUUUGCUCAUUGGUGAGGGUCCUCCCUUUCAGCCAAGUCCAGAACCAUGUUGUGGCAGUUUGCUUGUCCCAUUGGAAGCUGGGAAAUGCAUUUAUACAAGCUGUGGCAUUCAUAUGAUACACACACACACACACACAC